Molecule: messenger RNA, 2603 nt
Organism: Lacerta agilis (Sand lizard)
Lineage: Eukaryota; Metazoa; Chordata; Lepidosauria; Squamata; Lacertidae
Product: angiotensin-converting enzyme 2-like
Exons: 16
Coding region: 119-2176 (685 amino acids)
Biological process (GO): proteolysis
Cellular component (GO): plasma membrane
Molecular function (GO): peptidyl-dipeptidase activity; metallopeptidase activity
Source: RefSeq, a predicted model, not a curated record
CAUUCAAAUCCUUGACCCACCUACACCACUGCCACCUUUUGGAUAAAUAAAGCAGUGCUGUGAUCUCUUUUUAACAGUUUUCUUAUUUAAAUUGCAGCUCAAUGCUGUUUUAAGAAAAAUGAGUACCAUCUAUAGUACUGGGACUGUGUGCAAACCAGAUGAUCCUUUUAAGUGUUUCCCCCUGGAACCAGGUUUGGAUGAAACCAUGGCUGUCAGCACCGAUUACUUAGAAAGGCUAUGGGCUUGGCAAGGCUGGAGAGCGGAUGUUGGCAAGAAGAUGAGGCCUUUAUAUGAAAGUUAUGUCCAACUGAAGAAUGAGGUUGCAAGAGGGAAUGGUUACGCUGACUAUGGAGCUUACUGGAGAGGAGAUUAUGAAAUAAAAUUUCCAGCAGAGUAUCAAUACAGUAGUGACCAGCUGAUUGUUGAUGUGGAGCGUACAUUUGAAGAAAUAAAACCUUUGUAUGAGCAGCUGCAUGCCUAUGUAAGGCAUAAUCUCCAGAGGACCUAUACCUCAGACCGCAUUGACCCAAAUGGAUGUCUUCCUGCUCAUUUACUUGGUGACAUGUGGGGUAGGUUUUGGACAAAUUUAUACCCCUUAAUGGUUCCUUAUCCAAAUAAACCAAACAUUGAUGUAUCUUCCGCCAUGGUGGAGAAGAACUGGAAUGUAACAACCAUAUUUAAAGCUGCAGAAAGUUUCUUUGUCUCAGUUGGACUCUUUGAAAUGACUGAAGGUUUCUGGAACAAUUCCAUGCUUGUGGAACCCGGGGAUGGCAGGAAAGUUGUCUGUCACCCCACAGCUUGGGAUAUGGGGAAAGGAGACUACAGGAUCAAGAUGUGCACCAAAGUGACAAUGGAUGACUUCCUCACAGCACACCAUGAAAUGGGGCACAUUGAAUACGAUAUGGCCUAUGCCAACCUUUCUUAUCUGCUAAGAAGCGGUGCCAACGAAGGCUUCCAUGAAGCUGUAGGAGAGAUCAUGUCCCUUUCUGCAGCCACCCCCAAACAUUUGAAAUCUCUCGGCCUUCUGGAGCCCACCUUUCAAGAAGACAGUGAGACGGAUAUAAAUUUCCUGCUGAAGCAAGCGCUCACUAUUGUUGGAACGUUGCCCUUCACUUACAUGCUAGAGAAAUGGAGGUGGAUGGUAUUUUCCGGUGAAAUUCCAAAAGAACAAUGGAUGAAGAAGUGGUGGCAGAUGAAGCGAGAGAUAGUAGGUGUAGUGGAACCAGUGCCCCACGAUGAGGAAUAUUGUGACCCUGCAGCUCUCUUCCAUGUAGCCAAUGACUACUCUUUCAUAAGAUAUUACACAAGGACAAUUUACCAGUUCCAGUUUCAAGAAGCACUUUGCAAAGCUGCAGGCCACACAGAUGAACUUUACAAAUGUGACAUUACUAAUUCCACAGCAGCUGGUGACAAAUUGGGGGCCAUGCUUGCCUUAGGAAGAUCACGGCCUUGGACCGAGGCAUUAGAAUCCGUGACAGGAGAGAAGACAAUGAAUGCAGCACCAUUGCUCCACUACUUUCAGCCUCUGCGGUUGUGGCUGGAGAAAGAGAAUGCUGGCAGACGGAUUGGCUGGGAUACAGCCUGGACUCCAUAUUCUGAUUAUGCAAUCAAAGUGAGGAUUAGUCUGAAAACAGCACUGGGAAGCAAUGCAUACCCAUGGAAUGACAACGAAAUGUAUUUAUUCAAGGCAACAAUUGCCUAUGCCAUGAGGAAGUACUUUUUGGACCACCAAAAUGAGACCAUAGCAUUUCAAUCAGCAAAUGUCCAUGUAGGUGACGUGACGCCACGAAUCUCCUUCGUUUUUACUGUCAGCAUGCCCAAUAAUGGCACUAAUGUCACAGACUUUGUUCCCAAAUCUCAAGUGGAAGAUGCAAUCAGAUUGUCUCGAGGCCGCAUCAAUGAAGCUUUCCAACUGGAUGACCAAACUCUGGAAUUUGUUGGUAUUCCUCCAACAUUGGCGACACCUUACGAACCCCCAGUCACCAUAUGGCUUAUAAUUUUUGGAGUUGUCAUGGGUGCUGUAGUGGUUGGAAUUAUCACCUUGAUCAUCACAGGGCAGAGGAACCGAAGAAAGAGAAGAGCAGCAGAAAACCAGUUAGUCCAAACUGCAGCAGUCAAUCCGUAUGAGGAAGUUGGAAAAGACAAUCACGCAUUUCAAUCUGAAACAGCAUUCUAAGAAUGAAACCAGAAAAGCUAAUAUGUGUCUUAUUUAUCACUGUGUGUCAAUGCCAGCAAUACAACACACGGAACUGUAUUGCUUCGGAUUGUGUUUUAAAAAUAUAAAGGCUCUGUGUAUGCAGGAGCAGAUGGAGAGAGCGCAUCUGAGUACCUAGUGCAGAACUGAUUGCUGGUGCUCACAUUUAGGCAGACCAACCACCUGUUUUCAGCAGAGAAGGCAUGAACUAGAGACCUACGCUUCUAGGCUCAAUGGACAAAUGAGCUACUCAGCCCCUCCAACAAAGUAAUAGGCACUCUCAAUGCUUAUUAUACCAACCAUCUCUUCAGCAUGGCAUAUGUGGCUCUUGCUCCAGGGUAUCUGAGUGCUACAACCUGAAAUCCAGUCCUAGAAACCCAGAAGGGUAGGAUUCUUGAUCAAGGCAAAA